Cuscuta campestris is the source of this 868-nucleotide messenger RNA. Lineage: Eukaryota; Viridiplantae; Streptophyta; Magnoliopsida; Solanales; Convolvulaceae. The record is from the annotation of a GenBank genome assembly.
CUCCACCAGUCCACAACGACUCCCCGCACUCUCUAGCUGUGCUUAAGAUCAAACUCAACCUCAACCUCAAUCGCAGACCGAUCGGCUUCAUAAUCACGCGCCGUCGAGGUCGGCCAUCCGGUGGCAUACUUCGAACCAAUUCAGUUACAAGAUAUUCCUAUUUCUCUGUUGAAAGAUUGCAACAAUGGCUAAUAUGGUCAUAACAACGAUACUAGAAAAGAUGACUGGAAAGGACAAGGAUUACAGAUACAUGGCAACUUCUGAUUUGCUCAAUGAAUUGAAUAAAGAAGGAUUUAAACUUGAUGCUGAUCUUGAAGCAAAGGUAUCUAAUGUUGUAAUACAGCAGCUAGAUGACGCAGCGGGUGAUGUUUCUGGAUUAGCUGUAAAAUGUCUGUAUUGUAGCAUUUUCGGUGAACCACUUGCUUCUAUAAGGAUGAAUCUCUACAAACUAUAAUGUUGUACUUGUGUAAAGAUUCAACAUCUGGGACAACCUUCUCCCUUGCUCUCUUCGGAAUAUCGAGGCGCUGCAAUUCAUUCUCAAUUACACCAAUUCUAUUCAAAUAUCUCCAAGAUUGAAGUGGGUCUUUAUCCAUCUAUGACAAAGUUGAGAAGUUCAAAAUCCUCUGCACCAGUCAAAGAUGUUGCUUCUUCCUCGAUUUAAACUAAAACUAUAGAGCAAUGUAUUUGGCUUAAAAUGGAAAGGAAUCUCUGAUAUGUUUAGCACAUAUAUUUGCAUGACACACAAGUCAGUCGGGGAUGUCAAAUAGAACGUGGUUGCUUAUAAUAGGACUGCAUAUAGGCAGAGUUGCACUGCACUUAAGGUCUUCGAAGAAUACUUCUUAGAUGCUAAUGAAAAUGAUGAGCAGCU